AUGUCCGCUGAUGAUCAGCAGUUCUUGGACGUGCAGCUAUCGUCGCUACCAACCGAAGUCCAGCGGUAUUCCCACGAGGUCGCAGACUACAUCAACCAGAAUGUCGACAAGAUCGCGAGUGUAAUCAGAGAGCAGGUGUCCUCUUCACCGUGGAUUCCCGAUUCCAUCCGCUCCAGAGUGCCGCCGCCAACGCCGCCGCCAGCAGCGGUUCCAGCCGGAGCCCUGUCGACGUUGGAGCGCGUGCAGGACUGGAUUUCGAGACAUAAGAUUGCCACCGGCGUGAUUGUACUGGUAUCGGGAACAGUCGCCUACAAAGUAUACAGGAAAAGCAAGCUCGGCCGCAAAUCACGACGCGCACGACGGGCGCGCAAUGGAGGAAGAGUCGAGGUUGUGGUCAUCGCAGGGUCGCCGACGCUGCCACUUACACGGUCCCUGUCCCUAGACAUGGAGCGCAAGGGCUUCAUAGUAUACGUCGUGUGCAGCUCGAUGGAGGAUGAGGUCAUGGUGCAGAACCUUUCGCGGCCAGAUAUCAAGCCCUUGGCGAUCGAUAUCACCGAUACUCCAAAUGCAGGCGCAGCUAUCGACCGUUUUGCACAGUUCCUACAAUCGCCACACUCGGCUGUACCAGGCGCCAAGCGCAACUUCUUGACACUCAAGUCGGUCAUUCUGAUCCCGUCACUCAACUACCAAACCUCGCCGAUCGCUCUCAUCCCUCCCUCAAACUUCGCCGAUCUCUUCAACACCCACCUCCUCCAUCCGAUCCUCACCAUCCAGGCAUUCCUACCUCUCCUAACGUCCCGCGUCGGCUCGUCCGGCGACAAGUCACCACCUAAAGUCCUGGUCUUCACACCCUCCAUCAUCUCGUCCAUCAACCCUCCCUUCCACGCCCCCGAGGCGACAGUCUGCUCUGCUCUCUCCGCCUUCACCGAGGUCCUUACUGCCGAGCUUCGACCACUCGCCAUCCCCGUCACACAUAUCCAGCUCGGCACGUUCGACUUUACCGGCUUCACGCCCGCGGGCGGAAACAGCAGAGCCAACCAGCUGGAGCUGUUACCGGCGCCCGAGUCCGCCGAGGUCCUAGGAUGGCCCGAGCCGGCGCGCCAUGUAUACGGCCGGAAUUUCGCAGUCCACACCACCUCCGCCAUCAGCUCUGGCCGCAUCCGCGGGGCGCGCGGCAGUGCGUUGCGGGAUCUGCACAGUGCUGUGUUCGACGUGAUCGACGGGUCAAAUACGAAUAGCGUCAUACGCAUUGGCCUCGGUGCCAACAUCUACGGAUUUGUCGGCCGCUGGGUUCCCCGGGGUCUCGUCGCAUGGAUGAUGGGCAUCAGGAAGGUCGACGAGCUUCAAUCAUGGCAGUCUGACCCCGAACACAGCCCGAGGUCGGGCAGCGACAGUGGGGAGGGGCAAGAGUAUGUCACAGUGCCUGCCGAGGAGUUGAGGCAGUCGUGGAGUGAACGGCGUUGA
Messenger RNA from Thyridium curvatum, 1464 nucleotides. RefSeq lists its product as uncharacterized. Lineage: Eukaryota; Fungi; Ascomycota; Sordariomycetes; Thyridiales; Thyridiaceae. The record is from RefSeq and is a predicted model, not a curated record. The transcript has 3 exons. The coding region runs from base 1 to 1464 and encodes 487 amino acids.